Drosophila willistoni is the source of this 994-nucleotide messenger RNA. Its product is annotated as caspase-like. Gene Ontology annotation, biological process: proteolysis. The coding region runs from base 74 to 904 and encodes 276 amino acids. The transcript has 3 exons. Lineage: Eukaryota; Metazoa; Arthropoda; Insecta; Diptera; Drosophilidae. The record is from RefSeq and is a predicted model, not a curated record. Gene Ontology annotation, molecular function: cysteine-type endopeptidase activity.
UAUACAAGGGCAGUGCACGAAUCUUAAAAAUAUUUGUUUAGAUUAAUAAAUAAAAAACAAAAUUCAAAACAAAAUGGGCGACACCAACGACCGCAACAGGCUUAUCUCAAUGUGUUUGCCAAAGUCUAACCAAAGCAGCCAACCAAGAGCUACUAACAUUUACCAAAACGAUGCAAAAGCUUACUCUUCUCCAAAACCCUCGACUAGUUCGGGUACUUCUUCUUCACCAAAGAAGAAACUUAGGCCUGCUAAAGCUUUAAUAUUCAAUCAUCAAAAUUUCGACAAUCCGAAAUAUAAUCGCCCCGGAAGCCGCCAUGAUGUAAAUGCAUUAAAUAAAGUUUUGAAAGACAAAUAUAAAUGCGAUACUGACGUCAUCCCGGAUGCAACAGUUGCCGAGGUUAAAAGUGUGAUGGAUGAAAUGAUGAAGAAGAACUUUGAGGAGCAUUCUGCCUUGGUUACUAUUGUUCUUAGCCACGGUGACCAAAACGAAACAAUUAUGGCCAAAGAUGGAAAGUACUCGCUGGACAAAGAUAUACUCCAUCCAAUUUUAAAAAAUCAGACCCUUGUGGAUAAACCAAAGAUAUUCUUCGUGCAGACUUGCAAAGGAGAAAUUAUAGGAUAUAGAAUGGACUUCCCUUUCAGUCCAAGCGAAGUUUUCAUAUUCUAUAGCAGUUUUGAAGGUUACGUUUCCUGGAUUAACAGGAAUGGAUCAAUUUUUAUACAAACUCUCUGUGAGGUUUUAGAGAGAGAUGGAGAGACCAAGGAUAUUGAUGCCAUAAUGGGAAAAGUCAUAGCUACGGUAAAAAAUACAAGAAUAAUACAAGACGAGCAGCAGAUUCCAUCGGUUCUCACAACAUUGACACAAAAAUACUGUUUUGGAGAUUAUAUGCACAAUAAAUCAUAGUCGACAAGAAAAAUAAUUUUUUAUAUUUUUAAACAUUCAAACCAAUAAAGGAAGCGAUAAAGAAAGUAAAAAAAGUAAAUAAAAAAGAAA